Messenger RNA from Coregonus sp. 'balchen', 12806 nucleotides. NCBI's taxonomy places the organism in Eukaryota, Metazoa, Chordata, Actinopteri, Salmoniformes, Salmonidae. The record is from the annotation of a GenBank genome assembly.
AUGGGCCUGAGGGGUGUGUCCUCUGUGGACACCCUGGCUGGCUGGAUGGCCAGGGGAGAGGGGAGCCCUAUGGGGAGACUAGCUCCGGAGACACUCUGUGUGGUGCAAGGGGAGGUGAGCCAAAGCCGUGCCUGAGCGUCUGUCUGUGGGUGACAGCAGGUUGAGGAUAUCCCCUGGUUAGGUCCUCUCUUAUGUUACUGAAACCUGCUGAUUAGGGCCAGGCACCAAUGUACACCUACACACACACACACACACACACACACACACACACACACACACACACACACACACACAGGAUGAUCUAGUAUUGUCCUAGGUCUACGUUUGUGUGCGUUUUAGACACAAUGUUUGACUUCUCCUCUUGGCUAUAUGAAUACUCUUACCCUCUCAGUCUGUCAGAAGGAAUGCCUGGUCUGUCGGUCGGUGGGGUUGUCUCACUUUCUCUUUUGCUAUUUGUGUGUGGUUGUCUCCCCCCCCCCCCCCCCCCCCCCCCUCUCUUUCUGUCUUGCGUGCUUUGUAAGCCUAGAGUGUCUAUGGAAGUGUGUGCGAGUGUCAUCUGCUGCUGUCCUAAUCAGCAAGCAGCUUUGCUCUAUCGUCACGGUAACAAGGAGCCUAUUACUGGGGAAAUGAGGUGUGAUUAACUCUAAGGUUUUACCAGACGGACAUCUCAACUCAGUCUGUCUGGCACAGCAUGUUCCCCUACACAUAGUACAGAGCUUCCCACACCAUAUACCGCACCAGCUCUCACACACUACACAUGCACACACACGCAUGCAUAUAUCAUGUGUACACACACACACUCUCGCUGUGUGAGUGUUUGCGUGUGGGUAGGUACGCAGCAUGAAUGUUUCUCACACUAGCUGAUAAACAGAUGGAGUGUGUGUACCAUCAAACAGAUGACAGACAACUUGUGAGCCUGUGAGGAAAUCCUUUAUCAGUUGAACCCAAAUGACUUUAGUAGACUGUAGGCCACCACUACUUGGAUUAUUAAAGUGUUUUAAUGUCGUUGCAUAUUUCUCUGGUGCUCUUCUGAUUUGCCAAUGUCUCUGAAGCAUAAAUAUUAGUUGAAAACAUGUUUAUUUUUUAUGUUCUCUUUCCUCUCCUUCAGAGACGAGGGGCCAUCUCAUAUGACAGCUCAGAUCAGACUGCUCUGUACAUUCGUAUGCUCGGUAAGUAUUGCCCCUGUCACAUACAGUACACAACAACUAGCAUUAUGCUAGGUAAGUAUUGCCCCUGUCACAUACAGUACACAACAACUAGCAUUAUGCUAGGUACGUUUUGCCCACUGUUACAUACAGUACACAACAACUAGCAUUAUGCUAGUUACUGUAAGUACUGUCCCCACCCACACUCACUCAGCAGCACCACCAGCAGUGUUGUUCUAGCACAACUACCAUUCCAAUACUAGCAACUAUAAGUACUGCCCACUGUCCCUACAUUCAGAAUGAACAGGCAUCAUCAGGCCUCUAGAUUGCACAUCAAGGAAAGGGUUUAAAUAUAGUUAGUAAUGUUUUUGUCAUAUUAUAUAGCUUAAGUAACAACGUGAGAAAGUGAUAAAUAACGUGAGAAAGGGAUGGAUAAAUAAAUUGAGAAAGGGAUAGAGGAAUUCAGGCAGACUGAGAGGAAUGCAGAGGGACUCACUGCAGACUCUCUCGUCUGGUCAAUCCCUGAUCUCAUUGAUAAUCUCUCCAUCACAUAAGGCUUAAGUCAUGUCUGAGGCCAACCAGGCCAGCCGUUGGUCCACAGUAUUAAGCCUUUCUUUGUAUUUUGAUCAGAUUUACUGAGGCAUAGAUUUAGUUCUGUGUCAUACUGGGCUCAUAGGCCUGUGGAAUGUUCUGGGUCCUCUGUGUGGAUGCCAGGAGUCCACUCUACUGUGGUUGUUGUUUGUAACAGUCUGUCCUGUCUUGUUGGUCAUGUACAUAUGUAUAUUCUAUGUUGUCUGCACUGCCACGUAACAAUUGGGAUAAUAAGGUUUAUGGAAUUGAAUUGGAUUUAGCCUUGCCUAUCCCGGAGUCACAGUCUAGCAGACCAAGACAGAUUAGACCUUAUGUGCGGCCACAUGGCCUGUUCUGUUGUCAUGGGAGAAUAUAUACAGUGGCUUGCGAAAGUAUUCACCCCCUUGGCAUUUUUCCUAUUUUGUUGCCUAACAACCUGGAAUUCAAAUGCAUUUUGGGGGGGGGUUUGUAUCAUUUGAUUUACACAACAUGCCUACCACUUUGAAGAUGCAAAAUAUUUUUUUAUUGUGAAACAAACAAGAAAUAAGACAACUGAACUUGAGCGUGAAUAACUAUUCACCCCCCCCAAAGUCUAUACUUUGUAGAGCUACCUUUUGCAGCAAUUACAGCUGCAAGUCUCUUGGGGUAUGUCUCUAUAAGCUUGGCACAUCUAGCCACUGGGAUUUUUGCCCAUUCUUCAAGGCAAAACUGAUCCAGCUCCUACAAAUUGGAUGGGUUCCGCUGGUGUACAGCAAUCUUUAAGUCAUACCACAGAUUCUCAAUUGGAUUGAGGUCUGGGCUUUGACUAGGCCAUUCCAAGACAUUUAAAUGUUUCCCCUUAAACCACUCGAGUGUUGCUUUAGCAGUAUGCUUAGGGUCAUUGUCCUGCUGGAAGGUGAACAUCCGUCCCAGUCUCAAAUCUCUGGAAGACUGAAACAGGUUUCCCUCAAGAAUUUCCCUGUAUUUAGAGCCAUCUAUCAUUCCUUCAAUUCUGACCAGUUUCCCAGUACCUGCCGAUAGAAAAACAACCACACAGCAUGAUGCUGCCACCACCAUGCUUCACUGUGGGGAUGGUGUUCUCAGGGUGAUGAGAGGUGUUGGGUUUGCGCCAGUCAUAGCAUUUUCCUUGAUGGCCAAAAAGCUCAAUUUUAGUCUCAUCUGACCAGAGUACCUUCUUCCACGUGUUUGCCUAUUGUUUUCUUUAAGCGAUGGCUUUUUUCUGGCCACUCUUCCGUAAAGCCCAGCUCUGUGGAGUGUACGGCUUAAAGUGGUCCUAUGGACAGAUACUCCAAUCUCAGCUGUGGACCUUUGCAGCUCCUUCAGGGUUAUCUUUGGUCUCUUUGUUGCCUCUCUGAUUAAUGCCCUCCUUGCCUGGUCCGUGAGUUUUGGUGGGCGGCCCUCUCUUGGCAGGUUUGUUGCGGUGCCAUAUUCUUUCCAUUUUUUAAUAAUGGAUUUAAUGGUGCUCCGUGGGAUGUUCAAAGUUUCUGAUAUUUUUUUAUAAGCCAACCCUGAUCUGUACUUCUCCACAACUUUGUCCCUGACCUGUUUGGAGAGCUCCUUGGUCUUCAUGUUGCCUCUUGCUUGGUGGUGCCCCUUGCUUAGUGGUGUUGCAGACUCUGGGGCCUUUCAGAACAGAUAUAUAUAUAUAUAUAUAUUGAGAUCAUGUGACACUUAGAUUGCACACAGGUGGACUUUAUUUAACUAAUUAUGUGACUUCUGAAGGUAAUUGGUUGCACCUGAUCUUAUUUAGGGGGCUUCAUAGCAAAGGGGGUGAAUACAUAUGCAGCCACCACUUUUCUGUUAUUUAUUUUGUAGAAUGUUUUGAAACAAGAUAUUUUUUUCAUUUCACUUCACCAAUUCUGACUAUUUUGUGUAUGUCCAUUACAUGAAAUCCAAAUAAAAAGCAAUUAAAAUUACAGGUUAUAAUGCAACAAAAUAGGAAAAACGCCAAGGGGAUGAAUACUUUUGCAAGGCACUGUACACAGGGCCAGGAGUUUUCCAGGAAAUACUCUGGGCCCUUUUUUAUAACCUACAACUGGCCAGGUCACUGUGUGACCUCACUUCCUGUCUGGUGGAAGCCAUGAUGGUUUGUGCUGCAAAUAGUUUGUGAUUUAAGUAGUAUUUUCUGAUAAAAUUCUGUUGGAAGAUAAUAUUUUUUAUUUUACACGGAUUACUGACCUCUUCAGUAGUUCAAACAUCUCAAGAAGACAGUCUAAAUGACUAUUUCCUUAACUCAAUGACGUAACAAUUGAUUUGCUGCUACUAGCGUUCCCCUGGUUAGCUCUAGCAUUGGGCCUACUUUGAGAGCAUGUGUUUUUGUGGAGUUGGUGGAUAUUACAAUUCUUAGUAAGAGGUGCAGCAGCAUCCCAGUUCAGGACAUUUAGGCUAUUUGCCAGGGCCUGUGAUCAAUUACUAAGCCAGUCUGAUAUGGUAAUGUGUUGUCAUACAGUGGGUUUAAAAGCAUUAAAGCGUAGAGGUCAGGGCACAUUGCUAAUCAACUGUCUGACCCAUAUUCCCCCGACGUCAAGGCCCGCUGGCACGCAGAAUGGGAAAAUGUGACUCACCACAUCUCAUCACAUAUUUUAAACUCACAGCUCACACACAGACAGACACAAAAUGACUUGGAUGUGUGAUUGCAUGUGUGUGAGUUUGUGUACAUCAUACAUACCCUUGUAUAUUUACAUUCAAUCUGUGAAUGCUGUGUAAGCUAUAUGUGACCAUCCUUUAAUGGUAAUUCCCAGUUUUGCUAUUUUGCUAGGGGCUUGUGUUAUAUUCAAACAGCUGUUCCCAAGUAAGUAAAGCUGGUGGGAGUGGGACUGUACUGUAUGACUGAUCUGCUGUACAAAUCAGUACUGAAGCGCUGCGUUAGUCUGUCAGUCUGACUGUACUGCUGAAUGACUCCUCUAGAAGACUAGUAUUGACUGGGUUGCCUGGGCCAGUACCAUAGCAAUACUCAGUGUUCACCUCGGAGUAUGAAGCACAAACCUGUCUACUGUACUCUACUGUAUGCUGCUCCUAGCCUGUCUUACUACUAAUACUAGUGAUACUGUAGCCUUGCCUGGCACUGCAUGCUCAGCUAUCAGCUGUUCCUAGCUCUUUUAGUGAUCUACAUGCUGCUCCCCUUUGAAGAAUGAGGGAGAGAGCGAGAAAGAAAGUGUGUGUGAGGAGAGUGCAUGUGGGUGAGUACAGCAUGUUGGUGACCGUGUGUGUGUGUGUGUGGGAGAGCUCUUUCUCCACUAUGUUACAUGACUCUUGAGGACGUGUGUGUGUGUGUGUGUGUGUGUUGUUUCCCUCUAGGAGAUGUUCGUGUGAGAAGUCAGGUAGGAUUUGAACCAGAAGGAAGAGGUUCCUACCCGUACCUGUGCAUCGACUUCCGGACCCUACACUGUGAGUAUGAACCAUGACAAAAACCUUCUUUCCUCACUGGCCUCCUUAGUAGUGCUAAGUACUGCUACUAGCUAUCCACACUGAAGCACCAAAGGAAGGAAUGCCAGGGCCCAUUAUUAACAACAGUCAUAUAGUUUGACUGUAAUCCAAGAAAUAGUAUCUGUGUACAUAUACCCAGUCUGUUGCUCAAUUCAUGCACUUGGUAAUGACAUACGGUAUGAAUUUUCUCUAGUUACCCUCACUGAUCAGUUAAGAGAGAGAGCGGGCACCCGCAUAAAUACAGCCCUCUGUGGGUACUACCUGUCUUAACUCAGAUCUGCUACACCAGACAGAUUGACUGACCGAUGUUGGUGCAUAUCUUAUUUAUUUCACACACUGAUUAGUCACCCUCGCCAUCUAACAAUCACUGUCUUUGUGUAAAUAAGCCAACCUGAAGAAUCCUUAUGUGACUGAGCAGGGUUGGGGUGCUAUUCUAGUUCAGGAAGUGGAGUGAUAUUUAUUUCGGUCACAGUCUUGUAGAGAAAAUACUGUACAAUUUUCUAUUCAAUGAAAUUGAAUGUCAAUCUCCUUAAUGUUUUAAAUUGUUUAAAAAGCACGACUUGUGACUGGUGUGUGUGUGUGUCCAGGCAGUAGUGUAAGUGUGUGUGUGUGUCCACCCUCGGGAAGUAGUGUUCAUAGUCGACCAGUCUUAAAUCCAGUGUGACCUGACACUGGACAAAAUCAUUUGUUUUGUCCACCUCUCAUUCUUGUUGAUUUAAUUAUAUUGUUUUCAUCAGUGUUCUCAUUCUUGUUGAUUUAUUCAACAUUUGGACAUUUGGAUAGCCCUUACAGUCUCAAUUAUAAGUCCACCCAAACAUUUGUUGUGCAACAUUCCUGAUCAGGAUUUGGAGCAGAUGUCUGAGACUUGUGCCUGGGGAUUAUCAAGCAGAGUACAUUACUAAAUGAUUAGAUAGACAUCUACUGUGUAAACCAGACACGCCAUGUCAUCCCUCUGUGUCCCUUUCUGUACAACAGAAAUAUGUUGAAUCUAUGCAUCAUAUUUCUAUCCACUAUGUUGUAAACCUUGAACUGCAGGGGGUCCACAGCCGUAUGUGUUUAAUUUUUUUGACUAUUACUAACAGAUAACAAAAUAAUGGCUGUGGGUUCCAUGGAAUAAGUUGAAGGUGUUAUACAAUGUUUAUUAUUAAUCCACAAUUCAUGUUCUUACCCCUUGGUUACAUGUGCCUGGGAUGCUCACAGGGAUAUUGGGAUCCACAGUAAGCCAUCAGUUUUUUAACUUAAAGGCCCAGUUCAGUCAAUAACUUGAUUUCCCUGUGUUUUUAUAUAUAUUUCCACACUAUGAGGUUGGAAUAAUACUUUGAAAAUAAUGAUAAUGCCCUUUUUAGUGUAAGAGCUGUUUGAAAAGACUGCUUGAAAUUUCAGACGGUUUUGGUGGGAUGGAGUUUUGGCCUGCCUGGUGACAUCUUGGGGGUAAAUUAGAAAGAGUUCCUCUGUGCCAACCACUGGAGGUUGGUGGCACCUUAAUUGGGGAGGACUGGCUCGUCAUAAUGGCUGGAUGCCAUUCCAUUCCAGCCAUUAUUAUGACCUGUCCUCCCCUCAGCCAACAGCUAGUUUUCAGUUUUCUCCUUCCCACUCAGACCACUCCCAGACGGUCCUAGGAAAAUUCUUGUUUGAGAAAUUGUACUUUGAUAAGAAGCUAUUUGUUUAUUUUUUACCAUUUGUAAUUGAAAACAGUCACAGUAAGGUACUUAAUUGUUACUAUAAAUUUUUUUGCAAUGCACUAAUUUUAAGCUUUAAAACUGCAACAUGUUCUCUGUCUCAUGACAAAAUGUGUAGAAUUGCAGGACAUUCGCUUGAAAACUGCACAUUUUCUCUCUGAUGCCAAGAGGUUGGCCUUUUAAAAUGUUCCUUCCCAGGGCCUGAAGGUUCGUCCGGCCAUGCACUGCCAAAGUCAUAGUACCAUUCCUUGUAUGCUAGUUUUAUAUCACCCUAGUUAUGAGGGGGUCCCUGAUGAAUUUGCUAUAACAAAAGGGGUCCCGGACCCAAAAGGUUUGAGAACCCCUGUUCUAAACAACUCCAAUGUUCUGAAUAAACCCUUGUCGGUGUUCCUGUGUCUUCAGCCUGCUCAGACUCCACCUCCGCCUCUAGUCUUAUCGCUGGUCCUGGCUUCAUUUCGGCUGGGCCAGUGUCUGGUAGGAGGCUCCGCAGACUGCUCAGCUUCCAGAGAUACCUGCACUCGUCCCGUCUGCUCUGGGGAACAACCCACCUCAACCCCCUCCACAUCCUGGACGAGGACUACAUCGGACAGGCCAAGGUCUGAUACUUACACAGAACAUACACUCUGAGCCAAUCAUACACUCUUAUGCAUACACAAUUAAUAUUUAUGUGCAUGGCUUAACACACAUUUACGUGUGUUUUUCUCUUGCAGUGUAUGCUGGAAAGGGUCGGGAGCUGGAAUUUCGACAUUUUCCUCUUCGACAGAUUAACGAAUGGUAUGUUUCUGACCGAUGUCCAUCUUUUCUCCUAAAGCCUCACCUACAUUUUUGUAAUGUCAUCAUCCUCACAGAAUGAGUGUAACAUUACUGCAUAGGCCUGCUUUCAACUCAUCAGAGAUGUGGACAAUGAUGCCCUCUGGUGUUUGUUUUGCUGAAUGCUGUGUAGAACUGGGAUGGUGGGGCCUCUUAAGUCCUUUUCCAUAUAUUUUCAUUGCAAUGCUAAACUCCUCCACGACCACAUAAAAACAGAACUACCCACCCCCAAACACUAUUCCUGACCAGCUCUUUAAACUACAUCUCCCAUCCCUCCCCUCUCCAUGCAGGAAACAGCCUGGUGACGAUGACCUUCCACCUCCUGAACCAGUAUGGUCUGCUGGAGCUGUUUCAGCUGGACAUGGUGAAGCUGUGGCGCUUCCUGGUCAUGGUGCAGGAGGACUACCGUAGCCUCAACCCCUACCACAAUGCUGUGCACGCCGCUGACGUCACGCAGGCCAUGUACUGCUACCUGCGAGAACCCAAGGUAGCAGACAGAGAUUGACAGUGCUGGUUUUCUGUUGUAGAGAAAGUAUUCAGAAGUAGCUUAUUGGGUGUUGAACUGGGCUAUUGACCACAUUAUCCCACUGACCUAAAGCCUAGGCAUUAGCUCCUGGGCUCAUGGAUAUGAGCAGAGAAAAGUGAGCUGACAUUCCCUGUCUCUCCAUAGCUGGCCAAGUCCCUGACGUCCUGUGACAUCCUCCUGGGCCUGCUAGCAGCCGCCACUCAUGACCUGGACCACCCGGGAGUCAACCAGCCCUUCCUCAUCAAGACCAACCACUACCUGGCCAAGCUCUACAGGGUGAGAGCACAUAGCUGGAGCAGUCCACAGCUACUUAAGAAGACAUAAGGCACUACAUUGCAGUGCUGAGGCAUCAUUACAGUCUCGGGUUCGAUCCCAGGCUGUGUCACAGCCGGCCGUGACCGGGAGACCCAUGAGGUGGCGCACAAUUGGCCCAGCGUCGUCCGGGUUAGGGAAGGGUUUGGCGGCCAGGAUUUCCUUGUCUCUUCGUGCUCUAGUGACUCCUUGUGGCGGGCCAGGCGCCUGCAAGCUGACAUCGGUCGUCAGUUGGACGGUGUUUCCUCCAACACUUUGGUGCGGCUGGCUUCCGGGUUAAGCGAGCAGUGUGUCAAGAAGCAGUUAUGUCGCACAUGCAGCUAACAAAAACAUAUGGAAAUGUCUGCUAUACCAGUUUCAUUUAAGGACCAAAGGAUUGACAGCCGUCCCAUAUAGAUUGCAAAAUAGUUGGGAAGAGAUUUUUUAUGUACCGAUCCUGUGGUUAUGAACUGAUACGCAAAACGAUGCCGGAUUCAAAACUUAUAAUUUUUUAAGUUAAAUUAUUAAAUAAAAUUCUUAGUCAAUCGAUUAAUAAUACUUUUAGCAAAAAUGUUUUAUUUUCAAUUUACAAUCUGUAGAAACAAUGAGAAUAGAAAGGUUCAGAACUUUUGUAAAACAUCACAGUACAGUUGAAAAAUAUAUGGCAAAUAGAAAUCAAAUAUGGAUGGUGGUAAGAGAUAGAUGGGAGGUGUUGAAUGGAAUUGAAGGAUGGGACUAAUAACAACAAGAUAAUAAUGUAAGCAUACUGUGUCCAUAAUAAGUAUAUACAGUGGGGGGAAAAAAGUAUUUAGUCAGCCACCAAUUGUGCAAGUUCUCCCACUUAAAAAGAUGAGAGAGGCCUGUAAUUUUCAUCAUAGGUACACGUCAACUAUGACAGACAAAUUGAGAAAAAAAAAUCCAGAAAAUCACAUUGUAGGAUUUUUAAUGAAUUCAUUUGCUAAUUAUGGUGGAAAAUAAGUAUUUGGUCACCUACAAACAAGCAAGAUUUCUGGCUCUCACAGACCUGUAACUUCUUCUUUAAGAGGCUCCUCUGUCCUCCACUCGUUACCUGUAUUAAUGGCACCUGUUUGAACUUGUUAUCAGUAUAAAAGACACCUGUCCACAACCUCACAGUCACACUCCAAACUCCACUAUGGCCAAGACCAAAGAGCUGUCAAAGGACACCAGAAACAAAAUUGUAGACCUGCACCAGGCUGGGAAGACUGAAUCUGCAAUAGGUAAGCAGCUUGGUUUGAAGAAAUCAACAGUGGGGAGCAAUUAUUAGGAAAUGGAAGACAUACAAGACCACUGAUAAUCUCCCUCGAUCUGGGGCUCCAUGCAAGAUCUCACCCCGUGGGGUCAAAAUGAUCACAAGAACGGUGAGCAAAAAUCCCAGAACCACACGGGGGGACCUAGUGAAUGACCUGCAGAGAGCUGGGACCAAAGUAACAAAGCCUACCAUCAGUAACACACUACGCCGCCAGGGACUCAAAUCCUGCAGUGCCAGACGUGUCCCCCUGCUUAAGCCAGUACAUGUCCAGGCCCGUCUGAAGUUUGCUAGAGUGCAUUUGGAUGAUCCAGAAGAGGAUUGGGAGAAUGUCAUAUGGUCAGAUGAAACCAAAAUAUAACUUUUUGGUAAAAACUCAACUCGUCGUGUUUGGAGGACAAAGAAUGCUGAGUUGCAUCCAAAGAACACCAUACCUACUGUGAAGCAUGGGGGUGGAAACCUCAUGCUUUGGGGCUGUUUUUCUGCAAAGGGACCAGGACGACUGAUCCGUGUAAAGGAAAGAAUGAAUGGGGCCAUGUAUUGUGAGAUUUUGAGUGAAAACCUCCUUCCAUCAGCAAGGGCAUUGAAGAUGAAAUGUGGCUGGGUCUUUCAGCAUGACAAUGAUCCCAAACACACCGCCCGGGCAACGAAGGAGUGGCUUCGUAAGAAGCAUUUCAAGGUCCUGGAGUGGCCUAGCCAGUCUCCAGAUCUCAACCCCAUAGAAAAUCUUUGGAGGGAGUUGAAAGUCCGUGUUGCCCAGCGACAGCCCCAAAACAUCACUGCUCUAGAGGAGAUCUGCAUGGAGGAAUGGGCCAAAAUACCAGCAACAGUGUGUGAAAACCUUGUGAAGACUUACAGAAAACGUUUGACCUGUGUCAUUGCCAACAAAGGGUAUAUAACAAAGUAUUGAGAAACUUUUGUUAUUGACCAAAUACUUAUUUUCCAGCAUAAUUUGCAAAUAAAUGUAUUAAAAAUCCUGCAAUGUGAUUUUCUGGAUGUUUUUUUCUCAUUUUGUAUGUAUGUAUGUAAAAACAUAUGCAAUAUUGAAGCUGAUCUACCCCCCCCCCCCCCCCCCCCCCCCCCCAAAAAAAAAGAAAAAAGAAGCAGUGCGCUUUGGCAGUGUCGUGUUUCGGAGGACGCAUGGCUCUCGACAUUUGCCUCACCCGAGUCCAUAGGGGAGUUGCAGCGACGGGACAAGACUGUAACUACCAAUUGAUACCACAAAUAAAUCAAUGAAAGGAAUGAUAAUAAAAAUCUAAUCUUAGAUAUCUGUUUUGAUUUGUUGAAUCAAUUAGCCCAUACCUAUUACAAGCUUAUCUUUCCUAAAAAUAAAACCUUAUAUCAGAAUAUUUAGGCCAACUUUUUGAUCCUGCUUAGUAGUAUACCCCUCUGGCUAACUCUAAGCUGGCCAAGCUGGACAGGGUGAGAAGGCAAAGCAAUCCUGUAGCAUUAGACCUGGCUGGAGAUCACUAGAUGGCCAUGCUUGACAGGACAAAAGUGGUGAUAACGUCUUAAAAUUGACCUAGUUCAUCGGGUAUUUGCUCUUAUUUUAAGAUAAUGUUGAGGUCUAUGAUUUAAUGUACUUAGGAACUCAAGAUAACAGUGUUAUAGAAAUCUAAUGUAUAUGUCUCUGUGGUCUGUAGAAUUCCUCUGUUCUGGAGAACCACCACUGGAGGUCUGCAGUAGGUCUGCUCAGAGAGACUGGCCUGUUCUCCCACCUGCCUGCUGAGGAAGGGUCAGUCUAGGUUCUCUUUUUCCAGUGCCAAGUAUUUUAUGAUUAAUGAACAUGACUCUGUUGUUAAAGAGGAAGGUAAUGAGUUGGUUGUUGUACACUCAAGUAUGGUAGUAUACAUUUAACACAUUUAUUUAAACUGCUCAUGAUCUCCUCAGGCUGAAGAUGGAGCGCCAGCUGGGUUCUCUGAUCCUGGCCACUGACAUCAGCAGACAGAACGAGUACCUGGGAAAGUUCAGAACACACCUGAACCAGGAUGACCUGUGCCUGAGCAACGCCAGCCACCGACACUUCAUCCUCCAGGUCAGUUACCAGCUGGGCCGUAGGCUUAGAGUUGGGCCUGGGGAAACUGUGGCAACUAACCAGUCAUUGUGGCUCUUAGUUGUGCAUGGGAAAACUGUGUAGAACCGGUCAUUUUGGCUCUUACCAGCUGGAAACUGUGGGGUCUAACUGGCUAUUUUGUUUCUAACCCCUUGCAGAUGGCUCUGAAGUGUGCGGACAUCUGCAACCCCUGCAGACCCUGGGAGCUGAGCAAACAGUGGAGCGAGAAAGUGACUGAAGAGUUUUUCCACCAAGGUAGCAUCUCAUUCAUUCUCCUCUUCUUAAUCUCUCUUUUUCUCUUCACCUAUCCCUCUGAUCAGUGUGUUGUCUAUCCCUCUGAUCUCUGAUCAGUGUGUUGUCUAUCCCUCUGAUCAGUGUGUUGUCUAUCCCUCUGAUCAGUGUGUUGUCUAUCCCUCUGAUCAGUGUGUUGUCUAUCCCUCUGAUCAGUGUGUUGUCUAUCCCUCUGAUCAGUGUGUUGUCUAUCCCUCUGAUCUCUGAUCAGUGUGUUGUCUAUCCCUCUGUAGGAGACAUUGAGAAGAAGCACAAACUUGAAGUCAGUCCACUGUGUGAUAGCCAGAGCAACUCAAUGGGAAACAUUCAGAUAGGUAAGUUUUUAUGACGAUUUCUAGGUAAGUACUAGCUACAUUACAUUGAUUAUAAACCAGAAGCUCUAUUAGGCCCGCUUCUCUAACCCUGUGUGUGUCUUCCGGUCUUCCCUUCCCCAGGUUUCAUGACGUACGUGGUGGAGCCUCUGUUUGCCGAGUGGGGACGGUUCUCUGACACACGUCUGUCCCAGACCAUGCUAGGCCACCUGGGGCUGAACAAGGCCAGCUGGGGUGGGUUAGUACAGCAGGAGGGGUCCUCUAGCCCUGAGGAGCUGGAAGCUAGCAGCCCUGCCUCCAUCGCCAUGCCAACGCCCGCCGUCACCCAGUCAGAACCAGAGUCUGCCUCUGCCGCGGAACCCAUAGCCUUCACCACGGCAACAGCCACGGGAGAAGCCAACUCCAAAGAAAUACCUUGGGGAAGCAAAGAAUCCUGA